AGGCUGGCAGCUGUAACUCUGAUUCAUCCCCUAGCCUGGGAACUUCCAUAUGUUGUGGGUGCAGCCCUAAAAAGCAGGAAAAAAAAAAGAAAAAUGAAUUCUCACUCUCAAGAUAGCAGAAAUAGGUAAGUCUCAAACGACCAUCACAAAAAGACAGUCAAGGACUGGAUGUCACAGUCUUUUGCCAAGAAUUAGCAUGUUUCAGGACUAAAUAAGGAAACAGAAGAAAUUCCGAUUUUGCUGCUUGUGAAAUUUACGAAGUCUAUGGAAUACCCCCAUUGGGUGUCCGAUUCCUUAUCUGUAAAAUGAAGGCUGCAGUUAAUUGCCUCCAAGAUUUGUCAGCCCCCAGUUGCAAAGCUUGACAGGGAAGGAGGUUAAAGUUAGGAUAACCUGGCUGAGGAGGAAAAGAGCCCAGCUGCUCCCACCCCAGCACUGACGUCCCCGCCGCCCUUGGUCUCCUUAGGAGGAUCUCAGCCUUAUGCUUUCACAUCUGGCCUCAUGCUUUUCUGCCCCUUCCCUGAAAUGCCUAGAAAUACCGAGCACUUGCUCUGACCCGAGCGCUGUUGCAGGGCCUGAGGCUUCAGCAGUCAGCAGGACAAGGCAUCUACUCUGCAGACCUGACCCACACGGCAGCUGGACACUGAGCAGUUCUGGAGCCUGGAGUCUGAGAUCACAGUUCCAGUCUGGUUGAGUUUUGAUCUGAAUUCCUUCUGAAAGCCUAGGCAGGAGGAUGAUACAGUCAGACAAAGGAGCAGAUCCGCUGAGCAAAAAGGACCAGAAGGACAAGAAGCUUUCUACAGCAACCAAUCCAGAGAGUGGUAUCUCCCAGAUCCUGCGGCUUGUGCUGCAAGAGCUGAAUCUGUUCUACAGCCGAGACGUGAAUGGAGUGUGCCUCCUGUAUGACCUCCUCCACUGCCCCUGGCUGCAGGCUCUGCUCAAGGUUUAUGACUCUCUCCAGGAUUUCAAAGAAAAGCAGCUCAUUCCUGCCACACCCCAUGCGCAGGCCUUAUCCAACGAGGUACUGAAGAUAUUAUGCGAAACCCCCAAGUCCCCUGAGAUCCAAGAGCUGAGACAGAUCCUUCAGUCUCCACACUUUAAGGCCUUGCUCAGUGCCCAUGACACUGUGGCUCAGAAAGACUUCGAACCCCUUCUUCCCCCCCUGCCAGACAAUAUCCCUGAGAGUGAGGAAGCAAUGAGGAUUGUGUGUUUGGUGAAAAACCAACAGCCCCUGGGAGCUACCAUCAAGCGCCACGAGAUGACAGGGGACAUCCUGGUGGCCAGAGUCAUCCACGGCGGGCUGGUCGAGAGGAGUGGGUUGUUAUAUGCUGGAGACAAACUGGUGGAAGUAAAUGGAAUUUCCGUUGAAGGACUGGACCCUGAGCAAGUGAUCCAUAUUUUGGCCAUGUCUCGUGGCACAAUCAUGUUCAAGGUGGUUCCAGUUUUGGACCCUCCUGUUAAUAGCCAUAAGAUGGUGUACGUUCGUGCCAUGACUGAGUACUGGCCCCAGGAGGAUCCCGCCAUCCCCUGCAUGGAUGCUGGGCUGCCUUUCCAGAAAGGGGACAUCCUCCAGAUUGUGGACCAGAAUGAUGCCCUCUGGUGGCAGGCCCGGAAAAUCUCAGACCUCGGUACCUGUGCUGGCCUAAUCCCUUCUAACCACCUUCUGAAGAGGAAGCAACGGGAGUUCUGGUGGUCUCAGCCAUACCAGCCUCACAACCACCUGAAAUCCGCCAUAUCAAUUUCUAUGGAAGAAGAAGAUGACAUGAAGAUUGACGAGAAAUGUGUGGAAGCAGAUGAAGAAACAUUUGAAUCUGAAGAACUUUCAGAAGACAAGGAGGAAUUUGUCGGCUGUGGUCAGAAGUUCUAUAUUGCUGGUUUCCGCCGCAGCAUGCGCCUCUGCCGCCGCAAGUCCCACCUCAGCCAGCUGCGCGCCAAAGUGAGCGGUGCCAGCAACUGCUAUGGCGCAGUGGGCGCCCCAUACGAAGAGGUGGUGAGGUACCAGCGCCACCCUGCAGACAAGCACCGCCUCAUCGUGCUCGUGGGACCUUCCGGUGUCGGAGUAAAUGAACUGAGAAGACAACUUAUUGAACUUAAUCCUAACCGUUUUCAAAGCGCUGUGCCACAUACUACUCGUUCCAAAAAGAGUUACGAAAUGGAUGGUCGUGAAUAUCACUAUGUGUCAAAGGAAACAUUUGAAAGUCUCAUGUACAGUCACAGGAUGCUCGAGUAUGGUGAGUACAAAGGCCACCUGUAUGGCACCAGUGUGGAUGCUGUUCAAGCAGUCCUUGAUGAAGGCAAGAUCUGUGUCAUGGACUUAGAGCCACAGGGUAUUCAAGUGGCUCGAACCCAGGAAUUGAAGCCCUAUGUCAUAUUUAUAAAGCCAUCUAGCAUGAGUUGUAUGAAGCGAUCUCGGAAAAAUGCCAAGAUCAUUACAGACUACUUUGUGGACAUGAAGUUCAAGGAGGAAGAUCUACAAGAGAUGGAGGAUUUAGCCCAGAAAAUGGAGUCUCAAUUUGGCCAGUUUUUUGAUCACGUGAUUGUGAAUGACAACUUGCAAGAUGCAUGUGCUCAAUUGCUGUCUGCAGUUCAGAAGGCUCAGGAGGAGCCUCAGUGGGUACCAGCAACAUGGGUUUCCUCUGAUAACUGAGUCUUAAGGAGACCUGCUUCAUACUGGAAUUUUAAACAAUGUUCACUUGUUAAAGAGAGCUGGAAAAAUAGCUGUAAUUUAAAACAGUAGUAUUGUACUAUUUGCCCUAUUAUAAUGUGUGCAACUUCAAA
Phacochoerus africanus (Common warthog) is the source of this 2775-nucleotide messenger RNA. RefSeq names its product MAGUK p55 scaffold protein 4 (gene MPP4). The transcript has 23 exons. The record is from RefSeq and is a predicted model, not a curated record. Gene Ontology annotation, cellular component: plasma membrane; adherens junction. NCBI's taxonomy places the organism in Eukaryota, Metazoa, Chordata, Mammalia, Artiodactyla, Suidae. The coding region runs from base 731 to 2644 and encodes 637 amino acids. Gene Ontology annotation, molecular function: protein binding.